Vigna angularis (adzuki bean) is the source of this 1137-nucleotide messenger RNA. RefSeq names its product P34 probable thiol protease. Gene Ontology annotation, molecular function: cysteine-type endopeptidase activity. The record is from RefSeq and is a predicted model, not a curated record. NCBI's taxonomy places the organism in Eukaryota, Viridiplantae, Streptophyta, Magnoliopsida, Fabales, Fabaceae. Gene Ontology annotation, cellular component: lysosome.
AUGGAUUUCUUUGUGUUUCUUCUUUUCUCCCUCUUGGGUCUCUCUUCUUCUUCUAGUUCCAUAUUGGACCUUGACCUAGCCAAGUUUACGACACAGGAAUAGGUGUCAACACUCUUCCAACUGUGGAAAAAGGAGCAUGAACGUGUCUACCAGAGCCAAGAAGAAGAUGCAAAAAGGCUUGAGGUUUUUCAUAAGAAUUUGAACUGCAUCAGACAAAUGAAUGCAAACAGAAAAUCAACCCAUUCCAAUCGUUUGGGGUUGAACAAAUUCGCUGACAUGACUCUAGAAGAGUUGAGCAAAAUGUACUUGCAAGAUCCGAAGGAUGUGUACGUCAACAUGGCCAACAAGAAAAUGAAGAAGGAAAAAUUCUCUUGUGACGAUGCACCUGCAUCAUGGGACUGGAGAAAGAAGGGUGUCAUCACAGAAGUAAAGAACCAAGGGCACUGCGGAAGUGGAUGGGCCUUUUCUGCUACUGGAGCCAUAGAAGCAACAAACGCAAUAGUUACAGGCAACCUUGUUAGCGUUUCUGAACAAGAAAUCAUAGAUUGUGUGUAUAAAGCCAGCGGUUGUGAGGGUGGAUAUCACUUCCAUGCAUUCGAAUGGGUUAUAGAAAAUGGUGGGAUUGCCACAAAAGUUGAUUAUCCUUAUACAGCAGAAAAUGGCCCCUGCAGAGCCAAUUUGGAACAAAACACGGUUACAAUUGUCAGUUUUGAUGGUCUAAUAAUAACAAAUUAUAGUUCAGCAGCACUGUUGUGCGCCACCUUUGAGCAACCAAUUAGUGCGGCCAUGGACGGAAGGGAUUUCUUUUUCUACACCGACGGCGUAUGUGAUGGAGGAAAUUGUUCAAGUCUAGGGAUAAACCACUUUGUUUUAAUUGUGGGUUAUGGCUCAGUGGAUGGUGUAGAUUAUUGGAUCGUGAAAAAUUCAUGGGGAAUGGAUGGUUACAUUUGGAUUCAAAGAGUGGCGGGAGUUUGUGGGAUGAACUUUUUUGUUGCUUUCCCAACAGCGACACAUGUCUCUCCGCGCGUUAAACCUGAUCAAAGAGUGGAUGAUUACUCUCCUCUUCGAACUAUGAACUUCGUAUUCAUCAGUGCUUGUUUGCUUAGAAACAAGCAUCCUAUGUUUGAUUCUGUGUGA